This is a messenger RNA of Nerophis lumbriciformis (worm pipefish), 513 nucleotides long. NCBI's taxonomy places the organism in Eukaryota, Metazoa, Chordata, Actinopteri, Syngnathiformes, Syngnathidae. The record is from RefSeq and is a predicted model, not a curated record.
AUGCCUAGAGGAAGCAGAAGCCGAACUUCGAGGAUCCCUUCUCCAGCAAGCCGAGCACCGCCACCUCCACCCCCUCCUUCCCACGCACCUGUACCAAUGCAUGCACCUCCAGCGGCUGUGGCUGCACCAGCGGCAGCACCUAGGCAGCCUGGUAUGUUUGCCCAGAUGGCAACUACUGCUGCUGGGGUAGCUGUGGGUUCUGCUGUCGGACAUACUCUUGGCCACGCGAUGACAGGCGCCUUCAGUGGGGGAAGCUCAGAGCCCGCGCGGCCUGAUGUCACAUACCAGGAGCCCCACCAGGCGCAGCCAUACCAGACACAAUCCCCCUACCAGCAACAGAACACCCAACAACAAGCAUGUUCCUAUGAGCUCAAACAGUUCAUCGACUGCGCUCAGUCCCAAAGCGAUCUUAAACUCUGCGAGGGCUUCAGCGAGGUGCUCAAGCAGUGCAAGUUCGCUAAUGGUAAAUAUGGAAAGCCUGUUUUUACAGUAUUGCAUAAAGAAGAGCACUGA